UCUGGUCUCUCUCUUCAGAUAAGUAGUUGGAUUAUUGGGCAUGUCUGCUCGAGGUUGAAUGUCCUCCUCUCUGGUGAUGAAGAGACUAAGCUCGUGCGGAAGCAAGUCACUAUUCUGAGCUGAGCUCUGACCGUGAGAGGAACGGAGCUUCUUCUUCUUUAUCUUCUUCCCCCUUCCUGCAACGUAUACUUUAUCCCCAGGCAUGCUAGCACAGAGGAAGAAUGAUUCAUCCCAAAAGCUCUCACAUUCAGAAACCACCAUUGGUGCUGCUUACUUAAGAAACGAUCUAUUGCGGAUGACCUCAACUCCGACUGUUCCAAGAUCCAUGCCGGAUGAAAUUUCUCCGGCUUCUAUCAUCAAGCACCAUUCAGGGAUGGCCGAGAAGCUAGAAGUGGUAACUGACAGAUCUGAGUCGAUUUUGGGUUUGAGGGAGAGUACUGUAUGGGGAAAUUGUUCACAUCUCAAAGCUCGUCUAGCCUCAUUCAUGAAAGCCCCUGUCGCCGCAAAACUUGUGGUGGUGGGAGGAGCUCUUGUUUCCUUGAUUGCAUUGCUUUUACGGCGCACAAUAAUAGGGCCUCAAUUUCGUCUCUACUUGGGAAUAAGGAGACCGAACAUUAACAACGCCCACUGGUUUGCCUCAAAUAAGCUUCUCUUUAUCGUUCUUGCUCUUUUCCACUUGUUAAUAAGUCUCGCAGCUUCACAAAUGCCAUUCUUUGAAUGGAUCAUGGAAGCCAUAAUUCUGGUUGAACUUCUUCUUCCUGUCAUCCGACUGCUUUACUUGCUGCUGCGACCUCUGUUUCUCUACUUCUUCUCAAGAAAGGAGGUCAACCAGGACGAGAGAGGAAUUCCUGUAGAAACUUGCUGUGUAAUGUUUGCUUCACGGGAAGAAGCUAUCAGCAUUGAUAGGGUCAUUCAAGAGGAUGACUCUGCUGUUAAUUCAGUCUCUCAUACCACCAAUCUUAGCCCAUGGGAAAGAGUGGAACGUAUUGGGGCUGGUGGAUAUGGGAUUGUUUAUGUUGCACGUCACAGGGAUACCGGAGACUUAUGUGCAGUAAAGGAACUGAAUGACAUUCACAAACUUCCAAAAGUAGAAUCUUUUGAAAAGGAAAUCAAAAUUCUCAGCCAACUGGAACAUCCAAACAUUGUAAAGUAUUGUGGAAAUGAAAGAAUUGGACGCCACAUUUUUCUAUACAUGGAAUACAUCCAACCAGGUUCACUGAAGAAUUAUAUCUUGGAACGAGGGGGUUUACGUGAACCUUUAAUUCAAAAGUUCACUGCACAAAUUCUCUCUGGGUUGGAUUACCUGUGUAAUAAAAGAGUUGUUCACAGGGACAUAAAACCAGACAAUCUACUUGUCGAUUCUAACAACAAAGUAAAGCUGGUUGACUUUGGUUUGGCGAAGCAUCUAGCAGAAUCCGUGGGCCAGCACUCCACGCCGGGAACUCCAUAUUAUGCAGCCCCAGAGGUUCUUAAAAGGAUAAAAUAUAAGAGCUGGCUUGAAGCUUCUGCUGCUGAUAUAUGGAGUUUGGGCUGUGUAAUCGUUGAAAUGUUCUCAGGGGAACAUCCUUGGCCUGAUCUUGAACCGGUGAAUGCCUCUUUUAAAGUUUGCGUUAAAGAGGAACAUCCACCCAUUCCAGAAGAGUUGAGCCAAGAGGGUAAAGAUUUUCUUCAACUCUGCUUCCAAAAAACUCCGGCCGAUCGGCCUUCUGCUGCAGCAUUACUAGACCAUCCCUAUGUGAAAGCACAAACAACUUAGCUUGCUGGUGGAAGAAAAUGUUGGGAGCGUUGGGAGAUUUUAGUAUGACAUAUAUAUGUAUAGCUAAGGCCUUUAUUAGUCUAUAUAUAUAUAACAAGAAUCAUCGAUUCAUUCUUUCCUCAAGAAUUUUGUACAUCGACCUCUAUAUGUCUUCAGUUUCAACAGAAGAUCGAUGGUAAAUAGAUGGUUGCUGUUUU
This is a messenger RNA of Neltuma alba, 1953 nucleotides long. RefSeq names its product mitogen-activated protein kinase kinase kinase 3-like. The coding region runs from base 203 to 1756 and encodes 517 amino acids. Gene Ontology annotation, cellular component: cytoplasm. The transcript is spliced from 11 exons. Gene Ontology annotation, biological process: protein phosphorylation; MAPK cascade. The record is from RefSeq and is a predicted model, not a curated record. NCBI's taxonomy places the organism in Eukaryota, Viridiplantae, Streptophyta, Magnoliopsida, Fabales, Fabaceae. Gene Ontology annotation, molecular function: ATP binding; MAP kinase kinase kinase activity.